GCACUUACAGUGACAGUUACUUGGAAACAGUGAGCCUUAUCGGCUUUCUUUUCUAUGCAUAUUUAAGUAUUGUAUUUUGCAGCAAACUCGGCAGACAACAAGUUAUUCUUUCCUUCCGCUUAUCGCAAAUAGAGACACUAUAUUGUUUGAGCAUUCACGACAUAACCAAAAUAGAACCGGUCGUGAUGGCCUUUGUGAUUUAAGGUUCCUCUUCAAAGGCAUUUAUUGAAGAUAAUUUUGAUCAGCCACAGGGAAAGCCGUAUUAUACCAGCAAAAAUGAUCUCUGGGCUAUAGCUGUGCGAUUUUACUCUAUUGAUAGUAUCUCAGCGAAUGUGAUGAACGACGACGCUAUGACACCAAUAGUUGCAUUAGCGUACUUCCUUUGCAACCAGAGAAAGAGUUUGUUUGGACUUGAGGAAAGUGAAGAUCCUGAGCUUAUAAACAUAUACCGUAUUGCCGCAGGAACAUUUGAGCCUUAUAUAACAAAAGAAGAAGAAAAGUUAAAUGAUAGGAUGACUGUAAUGAAAAAUAUAAAGCAGCAAUUCCAAAAAAUUUCGAAAUGUGCAGUUGACGAUACCAUUUUGAAAAAAAUCAAACGAUACGCCGACGAUGGCUUUGAGUAUAUAAACAAGAAGAUUAUAAUGGUUGAAGAAAAUGAAGCUGGGUCGAUCACGCCCAUUGAAAAAGUAAUGACUGCAGACAGUUACUUUGUAAUGAAGCAAAGAGAAAAAACACGAGGCAAAUUUUCAUGGGAAGCGUGCUUUUUGGAAGGAAGAGGACAAAAUUUGUUCGAUCGAUACAGAUCUUCGCUAUCGUUGAAGGAUGCAUAUCAUAAAAACACUUUAUAAUGAAUAAACUUCCCC
Mycotypha africana is the source of this 863-nucleotide messenger RNA. RefSeq lists its product as uncharacterized. The record is from RefSeq and is a predicted model, not a curated record. NCBI's taxonomy places the organism in Eukaryota, Fungi, Mucoromycota, Mucoromycetes, Mucorales, Mycotyphaceae. The transcript has a single exon. Bases 336 to 848 code for a protein of 170 amino acids.